CUGCCAUUUCUCUGGGUACCUCUCAAGGCAACAGACAAAAUGCUAGUCCCCGCACUCCCGCUUGCCAUCGUCCUUUUGGAAAUGUGUGUCCCGAUUACAGGAAAUAAGACAAGCUUUCUCAAGAAACAUCUGAAUAGACGUCCAAGAGAACCGGCUGCUUCAGCUCCCAUAGACUGCAAAAUGAGCGGGUGGAGUGAAUGGAGUCCAUGUGAUCCCUGCCUCAAACAGAUGUAUCGAUCUAGAAGGAUCGAGAGGUUUGGCCAGUUUGGCGGAAAGCAUUGCUUCGAGCCUCUGGGAGACCGGCGCAGCUGCGAGACCCGCGACCUCUGUGACGGGGACGGAGAAGACUGCGGCGGUGACUUUAAAUGCGACUCGGGGAGGUGCAUAAAGAGGAAGCUUGUGUGCAACAACGACAAUGACUGUGGCGAUUUCUCUGAUGAAAACGACUGCGAAGACGAUCCCCGCUCACCCUGCCGUGACAAGAUCUUGGACGAAUCAGAGCUUGGAAGGACAGCUGGAUUCGGACUCAACAUCUUGGGGAUGGACACUCUGGGCAAUCCUUUUGACAACGAGUAUUUCCACGGACUCUGUGAUCGUGUCCGAGAUGGUAACACCAGGACCUUUUACCGUAAGCCCUGGAACGUGGCUGUUCUCAAUUAUGAGACUAAAGCAGAGAAAAAAUUAAGAACAGAAGUCUUUACGACGCAUUCGUCCAUAACAAAAGAGGUCUUCGAAGAAAUGAAAUACGGACUUGAAUUGGGAUUAUCUUUAAAAGUCACGCAGACUGAAAUCCUCAGCUGUGCUCUCUGUGAAGAGGAAAACAAGACCACUCCACCUUCAGAAUUGCAGUCUAACAUGGUCUUUAGGUUUUCUAAGGCUAAAAGCAUCAACAAGAUCAACAGCUAUUCCAAAGACACGAAAAAGUCCUUUCUGCAUGUGAAAGGAGAAGUACAACUGGGAAGAUUCCUGAUGCGAAGUCGGGAUGUCAUGCUCACAACCACCUUCCUAGACGACUUAAAAGCUUUACCCCUCGACUAUGAGAUGGGGGAAUAUUUUGCAUUUCUGGAGACAUACGGCACUCACUUCUCGAGCUCUGGCAACUUGGGAGGAGCAUAUGAAUUAAUAUACGUCUUGGAUGACAUUGCAAUGAAAAAACAAGGUUUUGAAGUCAACGAUGUGCAGCGAUGCCUCGGGUUUAAUUUUGGUAUAACCUUAAAAGUGUCAGACAGUGAAGUGAAACCAGAAUUUACAAGUUCUCGAUGUUCCCAGAUAACUGUGAAACAGUUAGGGGAGAUCAACCAUAAUAAUGUUAUAGACGAUAUCAUAGUGAUGAUAAAAGGAGGAACCAUUGAGCAAGCUGCCAAACUCCGAGAAAAGCUGAUGCGUGGAGCCACGGCGGUGGAUGCCAGUUACUUUGUAGACUGGGCCGCCUCCCUCCAGGAUGCGCCCGUUCUCAUCCACCAGAAGCCAUCGCCCAUAUACAAUCUGGUUCCAGUUAAAAUGAAAGAUGCCCAAAUAAGGAAGAAAAAUUUGGAAAGAGCUAUCGAAGACUACAUCGUCGAAUUCAAUGUGUGCAAAUGCCAACCGUGUCAAAAUGGCGGGACGGUGAUGCUGGUGGAUGGGGAGUGCACGUGUUCUUGCAGCCUCCAUUUUGAGGGAGUGGCCUGUGAAAUCCGCAAACCCCAGGUUCAUUCAGCCGUCGUCGUGGACGGGACCUGGAGCUGCUGGUCAUCCUGGUCGCCGUGUAUGAAGGGAGAACGGUCCCGGACUCGUGGGUGUGUUAACCCUGACCCGGAGCAGAGGAGCAGGCCCUGCCAGGGUGCUGAUGUGGACAAAGUCUACUGCGAGGAUGAGGAUGAGGAAAUUGUGGGGCCGACGCCCCGGUCCUCAUAGGUGAUGGCUCCGGGUUUGAUAGAAGAUAAUACAAUCUUCAGGGAGAGCCUGCAGUUCUCAGAAAUUCUUUACUAAAUCAGAGUUCCCCUACUGCAGAGACAGCAGGGAAGCAAACUCAAACCGUCUCUUCAGCUGGAGAGCAAAAUACAAAUAAAAGGCAAUAAACUUGUUAAUGGAAAGGGAACGGCGGCGUCCGCCAGCU
This is a messenger RNA of Ornithorhynchus anatinus (platypus), 2095 nucleotides long. It is a transcript of the gene C9, whose product is annotated as complement C9. Gene Ontology annotation, biological process: immune response. Gene Ontology annotation, cellular component: membrane attack complex. Gene Ontology annotation, molecular function: protein binding. Bases 40 to 1893 code for a protein of 617 amino acids. Lineage: Eukaryota; Metazoa; Chordata; Mammalia; Monotremata; Ornithorhynchidae. The record is from RefSeq and is a predicted model, not a curated record. The transcript has 12 exons.